Papilio machaon (common yellow swallowtail) is the source of this 2238-nucleotide messenger RNA. It is a transcript of the gene Sac1, whose product is annotated as phosphatidylinositol-3-phosphatase SAC1. Gene Ontology annotation, biological process: phosphatidylinositol dephosphorylation. Bases 107 to 1903 code for a protein of 598 amino acids. The record is from RefSeq and is a predicted model, not a curated record. Gene Ontology annotation, molecular function: phosphatidylinositol-4-phosphate phosphatase activity. Gene Ontology annotation, cellular component: endoplasmic reticulum. The transcript is spliced from 14 exons. NCBI's taxonomy places the organism in Eukaryota, Metazoa, Arthropoda, Insecta, Lepidoptera, Papilionidae.
AUCACUUGUCUUGUCAUUUUGAUUUCUUCUACUUGUUCAGAGUAUUUCCUAUUUUUGCUAUGAUAUAACAAAAAUUAGAGAAAAACCAAUUGAUAUUGCUUAAAAAAUGGCAGAUAUACUACAAAUCCACGAUGACAUCAAACUGUAUACAACUUCUGACAAAUUCUUUUUGGAACCACAUUUAAAUCCAACGGAGAUCUUGGUCAUUGAUAGAAUUACUGGAGAGGCUUCAGUCAAAGAUGUCAAGUCAGUGAAAAUACCAAUCCCAUUAGAUGCAUACAAACCUGUUUGUGGAUUCCUUGGUACAAUAAGAUUAAUAUCUGGAUUGUAUCUUGUUGUAGCAAAAUAUAGGAUUUUGAUCGGGAAGCUGAAUGGUCAUGAUAUUUAUCAAUUAGCUGGUGCAGAUAUAUUGCCAUAUGCUCGUUCUACUACACAUCUGACAAGUAAACAGAUUGAUGAUAAUAAUACAUAUGAAAGGCUUAUGCGAGCAGCUCUGGAAACCCCAGGCAUAUACUUCUCAUAUGGAUAUGAUCUAACACAUACAAUGCAACGAUUACAUUCAGUUGCUUCGGAUUUUCAUAAAAUGUCAUUAGCGAGUCGUGCAGAUGCUCGUUUUCUUUGGAACGGUCACUUACUGAAGGACUUUGCACAUCAACAGUUUGAGAGAUUUGCUUUACCCGUUAUACAAGGCUUUGUUGCAAUCAACAAUGUGACAGUAAAUGGUCACCAGCUGAUGUGGUCGCUGGUCUCUCGACGCUGUGUGGAUAGAGCUGGCACCAGGUUCUUCAUGCGAGGAGCUGAUGCCCAGGGUAAUGUAGCAAACUUCGUAGAGACGGAACAGAUAAUAGAACGUGGGGGUGAGAAAUCAUCUUUCGUACAAACUCGCGGGUCUAUUCCGUUGUUCUGGUCGCAAUAUCCAGAUUUGAAGUACAAGCCGGCGAUGGUAUUGUCUGCGGAAGACCACGUGGCGGCCUAUACUAGGCAUAUGAGGGAUCAGAUACAGCGGUACGGCAAUCAAGUGUUGGUUAAUUUGAUCGACCAGCACGGUAAAGAGGAAUCCUUAGAGCGCGGGUACCGUGCUGCGGUGGCAUCGGCCGCAUUGCCCGGGGUGAGGUAUGAACCCUUCGACUUCCAUGCGGAAUGUCGUGGCAUGCGGUACGACAGGCUGACUGUGCUAAUGGAUAGGAUAGCACAUGAACAGACGGAAUUCGGUUACUUCCUAUCACGUGGUGGCACAGUCUUGUUACGUCAGACUGGUGUGUUCCGUACCAACUGCGUUGACUGUCUAGACCGUACCAAUGUCGUGCAGUCGUUACUCGCGCGCAGACAGAUGGAGGCAGCUCUGCGACUCCUUGCUGUGACCACCAGUGACAACCAGCAUCCUCAUCUGGAUAGAUUAUUUAAUACGGUGUGGGCAGACCACGCCGACAUGAUAUCCUGCCAGUACUCAGGUACAGGCGCGUUGAAGACAGACUUCACGCGCACUGGGAAGCGCACGCGCGUUGGCGCGCUGCGGGACGGAGUUAACUCACUCACUAGAUACUAUAAGAAUAAUUUCACUGAUGGAUUUAGACAGGACUCAAUAGAUUUGAUCCUCGGCAAGUACACAGUAAGUGAAGGUGAGGGCAACACCGCGCCUUGUCCGCUGCGACGUGACAGGGAUUGGAAAUAUGUCACUUUCCCGUCGGUGCUGCUGGUGGCGGUGUCGAUGUUCUGUGCGAGCGCAGUGCUCCCGCAGCGCUACAGCAACGAGGUUAUGCUCUACCUCAUGUUCUGGGGCGCGGCCAUCGGUGCCACCGUCUCCUUCAUAUUCAGGCAUGGCAAGGAGUUUGUGGAGUGGCCCCGCCUGGAUGGUGGGGGGCUGGCCAUUGCGGGCCCCCGCGGCCCUCCGCCCUCCUUAUGAUAAACGAUCGGCUCGUCCUCGUCGUCUAGACCAAACUAUACCCCACACAGACUAGCCCCCGCCCCUACCCUCAACCCAAAAAAUACCCAUAGAAUGAGUUGACACGUCGAUAAUAAGAGUACUCUUCUACACCACGUGCCAACCCAAGCGCUACUAAACGAUUUUUACUCCCUCUUUUUCACUACAUUUCGGUGUGAUCGCUCGCUGUUUUAACUUAUGCUGUAAGUUUGAAAAUUUGUCGAUAUAAUAUUAACUUUAGGUAAUUUUAACUCUUUAAUUAAUCGCUUUUACAUAUCGAUUUUAAAUAUCGAUUAAUGAAAGCAAUUGUCAAAUCG